AUGAAUUCAUGUAAUGUGACAGGGAAUUCCAGUUCAUCUUCAAAUCAUGAUGAGAGUUACCCUUCUGGACUUGAAACCUUUUUUUUAUUUUUAUAUACAGGCAUCACACUGAUAGGUAUUCCUUCCAACUGCUUUUCACUGUACGUGUCCUGGCAACACAUAAGGAGAAAUAAUGAGAUAGGAGUCUACCUCUUUAACCUGGCCCUGGCAGACAUAUUCUUUACCAUGCUGCUGCCCAUUUGGGUGAAUUACAUAAUUAUGGAACAAUGGAUCCAUGGUAAGUUUGCGUGCGAUGCUGGCAUCUUUCUCAUGUACACCAAUUAUUACACCAGUGCAGGUUUGCUGUGCUGCAUCGCUGUGGACCGCUACCUGGCUGUGGUCCACCCGUUAAAGUACCUUGUCCUGAGGAACGUCAAAACUGCGGCCUGUGCCAGCUUGACGCUGUGGCUUCUCACAAUCGCAUUUAAUGCCGUGACAACAUCCCUUGAAAUACAUUACGAAAAGGAGAUGUGCUUCGAAAUUAUGCCCCUGCCCAAAGAGCAGCAGAAAAUCAAUGUCAUCCGCUUCCUGGUCGGUUUUCUGCUGCCGGGGCUGCUUACCACGUACUGCUGCUGGGGGAUCCACCAAGCGGUCAAGGACAACAGGGCCACAGAGAAAUGCGAGCGGAGGCGCGUCUCCCGGCUGCUGGCCGUGGUGACGCUGACGCUCUGGCUCUGCUUCGGCCCCAUCCACGUCAUGAUGCUGCUUCGCGCCCUGCUGGAGAAGGACUGCGAAGUCGCCCGGCGCCUCUACAUUCCCUUCAAGGUCAGCAUCGCCCUCUCCGCACUCAACUGCCUCGCUGACCCCCUCCUCUACUGCUUCGUCACCGAAGCUGGCAAAGCCAAUCUCGCCCGUGCAAUGUUCUUUAUCAAGAGGAAGGGGCUGAGUUCCGGAAACAGUAACAUAUAG
Molecule: messenger RNA, 948 nt
Organism: Megalops cyprinoides (Indo-Pacific tarpon)
Lineage: Eukaryota; Metazoa; Chordata; Actinopteri; Elopiformes; Megalopidae
Product: psychosine receptor-like
Exons: 1
Coding region: 1-948 (315 amino acids)
Biological process (GO): G protein-coupled receptor signaling pathway
Cellular component (GO): membrane
Molecular function (GO): G protein-coupled receptor activity
Source: RefSeq, a predicted model, not a curated record